AAACUAGGCAAACGGAACUGUGGAGGAAGUUAGAGGACACGGACACGUACACAACACAAGCAACACAAGAUGAGAGUAUUCUGCUCUGCCAUCGCAACGCUCAAAAUCUCAUAAAAAAAAGGCGGAUAUAAAUUCAUUUGGCGGGAGAUUUUAUUUUUCCAUUUCUGUUUCUGCAAAACUUCGGCAAUUGUUUCGCUCUUCCUAUCAAAUUUCACUCGCUUACUCUCCCCUUUCUCCCGCAAUUUUUUCAUUCUAACUUCAAUCUCUCUUUCUCUUCUCCUUUUACUCUAACUCAAACCCUAGAUCAUGGACGACGCACCCCAAGACCCCGAAACUUCCCGUGGCCGUCCGAAGAGGAGUAGAGCUCAACUUCAGAACUACGAAAGAGCGAGCGAUGCAAGUGACGAUGGCCCAAACCAGACGGAACGAGAGGCUUCUCCCGACGAUUUCGAUGAGGUCCGUCCUAAAGCUAAACGGAGUAAAGCUCCAGAAACACUAAAGUUUGACCAGAGCUUGAUUGAGGUUAUCAAAGGUAAUGGGAAACAAAUUCCUCAAGUGGUGAAGCUUUGGGUUGAGCAAUAUGAAAAGGAUCCAAAACCUGCAAUGGUUGAACUCUUGACCAUGCUGUUUGAGGCAUGUGGAGCUAAAUUUCAUAUCAAGGAAGAGUUGCUUGAUGAGACCGACGUUGAUGAUGUUGUGGUUGCUCUUGUCAAUCUCGCUAGAAAAGGAGAAGUUGAAGAUUAUCAAAGUACAAAGAGGAAAGAAUUCAAGAACUUCAAAGAAAACCUGGUCUCAUUUUGGGACAUUCUGGUGGUUGAAUGCCAGAAUGGACCUCUGUUUGAUAAGGUAUUGUUUGAUAAAUGCAUGGACUACAUAAUAGCAUUGUCAUGCACUCCUCCAAGAGUUUACCGUCAAAUUGCUUCCUUGAUGGGGCUUCAGCUGGUAAAAUCAUUCAUAUCAGUUGCUAAAACUCUUGGGGCACAGCGAGAGACUACUCAGAGACAGUUAAAUGCUGAAAAGAAGAAACGAACUGAGGGACCUCGUCUGGAGUCACUAAAUAAAAGAUUAUCUGUGACUCAUGAGAAAAUAGUUGUGUUAGAAGACAUGAUGCGCAAAAUAUUUACAGGGUUAUUUGUCCAUCGGUACAGAGAUAUUGAUCCUAACAUUCGAAUGUCAUGCAUAGAGUCACUUGGUGUGUGGAUUUUGUCAUAUCCAUCACUUUUCCUGCAGGAUUUAUACUUGAAGUACCUUGGAUGGACAUUGAAUGAUAAAAGUGCUGGUGUAAGAAAGGCAUCUAUCCUUGCAUUGCAAAAUCUUUAUGACAUGGACGAUAAUGUGCCCACUCUUGGUUUAUUCACUGAACGAUUUUCCAACCGUAUGAUUGAGCUUGCUGAUGACAUUGAUGUUUCUGUUGCUGUAAGCGCCAUUGGACUCGUAAAGCAAUUACUAAGGCAUCAGCUUCUACCUGAUGAUGACUUGGGUCCUUUGUAUGAUUUACUCAUUGAUGAUCCAGCAGACAUCAGACGUGCCAUAGGAGAGUUGGUUUAUGAUCACUUGAUUGCUCAGAAGUUUAAUGGCUCUCAAUCUGGCACUAGAGGCAAUGACAAUGGUUCUUCUGUGGUCCAUCUUAGCAGAAUGCUGCAAAUUCUAAGGGAGUUUUCGACUGACCCAAUCCUUAGUAUCUAUGUCAUAGAUGAUGUUUGGGAGUACAUGAAAGCAAUGAAGGAUUGGAAAUGCAUUAUUUCCAUUCUCUUGGAUGAGAAUCCACAGGUUGAGCUUACUGAUGAUGAUGCAACAAAUUUGGUUAGACUUCUUUUUGCAUCUGUCCGGAAGGCUGUAGGAGAGAGGAUAGUUCCAGCUUCUGAUAAUCGAAAGCAAUAUUAUAAUAAAGCUCAAAAAGAAAUAUUUGAAAACAAUAGAAGAGACAUAACAAUUGCCAUGAUGAAGAACUUCCCUCUCCUUUUACGUAAAUUCACCGCUGAUAAAGCAAAAGUGCCAUCACUGGUUGAGAUUAUUGUGCACAUGAACCUGGAGCUUUAUUCCCUAAAGAGACAAGAACAGAAUUUCAAAAAUGUUCUUCAGCUCAUAAAAGAAGCGUUUUUUAAACAUGGUGAGAAGGAGGCAUUGAGAUCUUGUGUAAAGGCUAUUACAUUUUGUUCCACUGAGAGUCAAGGAGAGCUUAAAGAUUUUGCCUGUAAUAAAUUAAAGAAUCUUGAAGAUGAGCUAAUUGCUAAACUUAAAUCUGCAUUGAAAGAAGCAGCGGAUGGUGAUGAAUACUCUCUUCUUGUGAAUUUGAAAAGGUUAUAUGAGCUUCAGUUAUCAAGGGCUGUACCUAUAGAGAGUUUGUAUGAUGAUAUUGUUAGAAUUCUCCACUAUUUCAGAAAUGUGGAUGAUGAGGUUGUCAGUUUUCUGCUUCUCAACAUGUAUUUGCAUGUUGCAUGGUCUCUGCAGUCAAUUGUGAACAGCGAAACUGUCUCUGAAGCACAGUUGUCCUCUCUACUUUCAAAACGCAAUGUCUUGUUUGAGGAACUUGAGUACUUUCUUAUUACCCCUUCCAAUGAAGAGAGAGUUAGUAAAUAUGCUAAUCAGCUAGCUUGCAGAGUCUGUAUUAUACUUGCAGAAGCAUGGUGUUUGUUCAGACAGACAAAUUUUUCUUCAACAAAGCUGGAAAGCUUAGGAUAUUGUCCCGAUACCUCUGUUCUUCAAAAAUUCUGGAGACUUUCUGAACAGCAGCUCAACAUUUCAGAUGAGACCGAAGAUGAAGACUCGAACAAAGAGUACAUUGAGGAGACAAAUAGAGAUGCGGUUGUGAUAGCUGCAGCAAAGUUGGUUGCUAGUGGUACAGUUUCCAAGGAAUAUCUUGCUCCUGAGAUCAUUUCUCAUUUUGUUAUGCAUGGAACUAGUAUAGCAGAGAUUGUAAAGCAUCUUAUCACAGUUAUAAAGAAAAAGGAUGAUGAUACUACCAAUAUCUUUCUAGAAGCAUUGAAAAGGGCUCAUCACCGGCAUUUGGAGGAACUUUCCAGAAGUGAUGAUGGAUCCGUAGGAAAAUCUUUUCAGGAGUGUAAGGACCUGGCUGCUCGACUCUCUGCAACAUUCAUGGGUGCUGCUCGGAACAAGCAUAGAGCAGACAUAUUAAAAAUUGUCAAGGAAGGUAUUGAAUAUGCUUUCAUUGAUUCUCCAAAACAGCUAUCUUUUCUGGAAGGUGCAGUGCUCCAUUUUGUAUCCAAACUUCCGACAUCUGACGUCCUGGAAAUUCUAAAAGAUGUCCAAAGUCGGACAGAGAAUGUAAAUACUGAUGAAGAUCCUAGUGGUUGGCGCCCCUAUCACACAUUCGUGGAUAACUUACGAGAAAAGUAUGCAAAGAAUGAUGGCUUUCCAGAUGAGAAAGAGGGGACCACUGUAAGACGCAGGGGUCGUCCAAGGAAGAGGCAAAACAUAGAAGGAAAGAGACUCUUUGAUGAGCAUAGUUCAAGUGAAGAGGAGGAUUCAAUUAGUGGUUCAGAUCAAGAUGUACAAGAAGAAGAGAAGCAAGACGAGGAGGAAGAGGAAGAGGCUCCUUUAAUACAUUCCUUUAGGUCAUCAUCCAAGUUGAGGUCAUUAAAGGUUUCAAGGGAUGAAAAUAGAAGUCGGGCAAAGACAGGUGUUUCAGCUUCCAGGACAUCAGGGGCAUCAAGCUAGUAAUUGGCUUUGCCUGAGGUAUGGUGUAUAUUUAAGGCUCAAAUCAAAAGUUGUGGGGAGGUUUUGACACAAAUGUACAUCUUCAAGUCCUUUCUCAAUGUGUUCCAUGGAUAGUGGUAGAACAUGUAUUUCUUGAAUUCAACAAAACAUAAUGUGGUGUAGGAUUACACAAUUUCUGUCGGUUACUGUAAAAUAUGCCUUCUAUGAAUGCUAAUAGUUGCCUGAACUGCUUCCAGAGCAUCAAGAGAAUACAUUCGCACUGGAUCAUACCGGACACUUAACACCACUGGAUCUCUUGUUUCAAAGAAAUCUUUUUUCUUACACUCGUUUGGAAA
This is a messenger RNA of Jatropha curcas, 4013 nucleotides long. RefSeq names its product sister-chromatid cohesion protein 3 (gene SCC3). Gene Ontology annotation, biological process: sister chromatid cohesion. Gene Ontology annotation, molecular function: chromatin binding. The record is from RefSeq and is a predicted model, not a curated record. Lineage: Eukaryota; Viridiplantae; Streptophyta; Magnoliopsida; Malpighiales; Euphorbiaceae. Gene Ontology annotation, cellular component: nucleus; cohesin complex; chromatin.